CCACCAUCACUGCGCUUGCUGUCGUGAGUUUGCCAUGCUUUCUCCCUUCUUCCCGCCCUCUAUGCCUCUGGGAUAUUUCUAUGUUAUACCUUUCUCGCUGCGCUGUCUCACCGACAACAUCCACAAACAUCUGCUGCAUCAGCUCGUAAACCUGCUGGAUUCGAAUGUCCAUGAAUACGACUUACUUGACGGUACCGCAUUUCCCUGUCAUUGGUAUUCCUCUAUCCCGCCAGUGCUGGUUACAGACUGGACAUGCUCUCCAAUGGUUACCCGUAUUCCUUCAAUGAUACCAAUCUCGACCAGCAUACAUACAACGCCUGCUGACUGGGCUACUCCUCUGAUGCGAGCGAGUGAGACGAGCUUCACUGGAUCGCCUGUAUCUGAGAUCACAUUCGUCCCGGGGAGCCAAGACAAGUGGAUACUGAACGUGUGGAAGAAGGCGCGGUAUUCACUGGGCUUAGUAACCUUGCAUGAAACCAUCGACAUUGACCUCCGCCAAGUCAGCAUCACUGGCGACGUAAUAUCUCUCACCGAACACACUUCCAGGAUGCUCGUUUACAACCGGAAGCACGGCGAGAAAUCCUACCUUGAUAGCGUACGCGACAUGCAGCUCCGUCAACCUCUACACUAUCCCGCCCGUCCUCGACGCGAAAUGCACACCUCCAUUCCUACUCACUCUUUCGGCUGGGUCGAAAGCACCAGCGCAACACUCGUCUCCAUCCUCAUCCGCUCUGAGAGCGACAACCUCCGGGCAUCAUGCAUCAAUGCAUCAGAGCUCAAGUCGUUCGAACUGUACUCCCUCUCUUCCUUCCCACCAACCCUAACCAGCAAAAUAUCUUCCCGGCACGGUACGCUUCGAUGCACAGACGUCAUGCUCGGGAACCGUGGAACUGCAGUAUGGAUCCAGCCCCAUGAUCGCGCGAUGGUCUCCCACUGGAAAGAACACGAUGGCUGCGAGACGCUCAUGGCGGCCGUAAUCCCCGGACCGCUGAAUCCCACCGGACAAGUCCCCGUUCGACUGCUGCCUCAUGGCAAACAUGAGAUGGUAUACAUCAAUAACCUUGCGAAAGUCCGGGAGCUAUCGAUGUGGGUAGCAUGGAAUAAACCUACAUCUUCCGACAAUAGAGAUGUAAAUCAUCAAGCCGAGCCCAAUACAGUAGGCUCGGGCCCGGCUGGGCUCAGGCCGGCUCGGGUCAGGCUUGGGCUCAAGCCCAAGCCCGCACAUCACUAA
Messenger RNA from Desarmillaria tabescens, 1231 nucleotides. RefSeq lists its product as uncharacterized. The transcript has 7 exons. The coding region runs from base 35 to 1231 and encodes 398 amino acids. The record is from RefSeq and is a predicted model, not a curated record. Lineage: Eukaryota; Fungi; Basidiomycota; Agaricomycetes; Agaricales; Physalacriaceae.